AUGGAAGAAGUUUCAGAAACACUCAGACAACUGACAACAGAUGAGUUAAAAAGAAACAAAGCGAAAUAUUUGCCAUAUUUACACAACGUCCGGGAAAACCAUUACGAUGAUCUUGUGAAAGAUUUUCAACAACCUGGUGUAUUUGCUGGAGAUAUGGGAGAUGUAAUUGUUAAAUCUAUGGCUAACAUAUUAAAGACACCUCUCAUUACACUUACGAACAUUUCCAACUAUGAAGUGAUAACAGUUACACCCGAUGAAUUUCAUAACUGA
This is a messenger RNA of Paramuricea clavata, 270 nucleotides long. Lineage: Eukaryota; Metazoa; Cnidaria; Anthozoa; Malacalcyonacea; Plexauridae. The record is from the annotation of a GenBank genome assembly.